UCGGCCGAGUUGAGGCGGCGGCGCCUGUCGGUGCAGCCCGCACGCGGGCGCCUAGCCCUCACGAUGAUGAAGAAGAAGAAGUUUAAGUUUAAGGUGGACUUCGAGCUGGAGGAGCUCUCCUCCGUGCCCUUCGUCAACGGGGUCCUCUUCUGCAAGAUGCGGCUGCUGGACGGCGGCAGCUUCACCGCGGAGUCCUCCAGGGAGGUGGUGCAAGCAAACUGUGUUCACUGGAGAAAGAAGUUCUCAUUUAUGUGCAAAAUGAGUGCCAGUGCCGCCACGGGCAUCCUUGAUCCUUGUAUCUACAGAGUGUCUGUAAGGAAGGAAUUAAAAGGUGGAAAAGCUUACGCAAAGCUGGGCUUUGCAGAUCUAAACCUGGCAGAGUUUGCUGGAUCAGGAAAUACCACUCGUCGCUGUUUACUGGAAGGCUAUGAUACCAAAAAUACAAGACAGGAUAACUCCAUUCUUAAAGUUUUGAUCAGUAUGCAGCUGAUGUCUGGUGACCCAUGUUUUAAAACGCCUCCUUCUACAUCAAUGUCAAUACCAAUUGCUGGUGAGUCUGAGUUUCUGGAAGAGGACAGAAAAGGUGGAGAGACUCUCAAAGUUCAUCUUGGAAUAGCAGAUCUUUCAGCAAAGAGUGCCUCUGUUCCAGAUGAACUUGGUGCCUGGGGACAUUCUAGAACAUCAAGCUAUGCAAGCCAGCAGUCCAAAGUAUCAGGGUACAGCACGUGCCACUCGCGGUCCUCAAGUUUCUCCGAGUUCUGCCACAGGAGAAACACCUCAGUGGGAAGUACAUCAACGGGAAUUGAAAGCAUUCUAGAGCCGUGUGAUGAAACUGAGCAGAUCACAGCUGAACCAAAGCUUGAUGCAGCCGAUAAAGAAGAAGAAGCUUCUGAAAAACUCAACAGAUGCCCAGUGAAGCAGGAUUCUGUGGAAUCUCAGCUGAAGCGGGUUGACAACACCAGAGUGGAUGCAGACGACAUAGUGGAGAAAAUACUACAGAGUCAAGACUUCAGCCUCGAUUCCAGUGCAGAAGAAGAAGGACUGAGGCUAUUCGUGGGGCCUGGGGGAAGCACAACUUUUGGCAGCCACCAUCUUCCAAAUAGGGUAGGGUCUGGAGCUUAUGAACAAGUUGUGAUCAAACGCUAGAAGUCAAGCCAAUGGACAGAAGCUUUCCUGUGUAUAAAGGUGUGGACAAUGGAGUAUCAAGGUGUUUCAGUCACAUAAGAAAAAAAGAACCUGCUUUCAAAAUGAAGUUCAACUAUCAAGAGGAAAUCAAUGCUGAUUCCUUCUCAAAGCACCCCCCUCCCUCCUCCUCAUCCUUUCCCACCCACUGAGAGGGAGUGUGUGAAUCAAAGGCUAAGGUGUGGCCUGCAUCAGUACCAGGAAUGAAAAGUCUGCUUUUGUUUUCAAAGCACCUGGGAGGAAAGAGCACUGGACACAUCUGAGUGUGAUUUUAGUAUUCCAGUGAAAAAUCUGAGGUAGAGGUGCUCAACAGAUUUAGGCUCUAUGUUUUCUAAAUUUUACAUUUAAGAGAUGGCAAAUGAAGUCAAUUUAAACCCUAUCAAUUAUAUCAAGAUAAUUAUAAUUCUCAUGAAGGAAAACUUCCAUAUCUUACUGCCUGUAGUAUUGUACUAACUUAUUAACUCCAAUAAUUGCAAUAAUUUAUAGGAAGUGUGGGUGUUCAUGUUUUGGAAAAUGUUAUGCUACAACUUAAACAUAUAAAAUGCGUCAUAGUUCUGAAUGUGUCACUCAUAAAUCAGAUGACAAGUGUGUCCAAGUCUUAAGCAGGUGGGUGGAAGUCAUGCUGUUUCUAUGCAGUAUGUAUUGUUACUUGUCAUUCAUUAUUAGAUGAGCUGAAAAAGCCCCACUAGCACUUAGAAGAGAUUCAAGGAAGCUUAACAUUCAGUAUACUAGGAUACCAUAGCCAAUACAUGAGAAGAGCUGUUCACUACUUCAUUGAAUACCCACGUUUGCUGGUUUCAGCAGUCAGAAUUUAGAACAAAAGGAAAACCAUGAGAUAAUAAGUAAAACAGCAUCCUUGCUAAGUCAAGUCAGACAUCGGUGAAACUGAUGCUGAUUCUGACGUGGUGGGUAGAUAUCGGAGCAACUACUUGAUAUUACUGAUGCCGUAAGACUGGUGCUUUUCUAUUUUAGCUCCCUUUGAUCAGAGACUGUCUUUCUCCUUUAUUAUGUCAGAAUUAGUUGUUAGAAGCAAGAGUGGACUGCAACAAUCAUCUAAUGUAGCUUUAAAGAUAUAGCUGGUCUGGAUCCAUUUUAACAGCACGCAAGCCUUAGAUUUUUUUUUUUUUCUGGUCUUACAUGACAGUGUCCAUGUACAAAGAGCUAAACUAACUUUCACUGAAGGAAAACAUAAGAUUUCAUAGAACCAAUGAUGCCCCAAUCCUUACUUUCAGAAUUAUGUCCAAAAAAGAUAACAAAUCAGAAUGGAAUUACUUUGGCUAAGGUAUUUUUAUGUUCACAGAAUAAGGGGGUGAGUUGUAUAAUUUGAAUAUCCAGAUUUGGAAGUUUGGAAAAUUGGAAUUGUUUGUUAGACUUCUUAUUUUAUUAUCUCAAGAAUUAAGUAGUCUACAUUAAUCUAAAACUAUUUUGAAAUAGAUUCUGAAAUUUUUAAAGGAUAAUGCCCUGUUUUAAAAUAUUUUGAAUAUUAGAGAAAGGAUUUUCUGAGUUAUAAUGUUAAGAUAUAUUUUUUAAAAAAACACAUUGACCUGAACAUUUAACCAAGAAAAAUGUUAUCUAAAUAGGUAAAGACAUGAUAUGCUGUCUGUCUUCAAGUGAACUGAUCCAUGCAUUGUAUGUUAUAGAGAGAUCAAAGAAAGUUUUAACUAGAGAGAUGAAGAUAUUAUUUAGAAAUGUUUAUUCUGACAUUUUUUAGAAGCAUAUUUUUCUAUUUUCAAAACAUUAUUUCUAGGCUAUAUUUUUAUCAGUACUUCUGCAAAUGAUUUAGAAUUUAAAGAUGGUAACACUAGAUUGCUAGCAUGUUCAAUGAGGCCACUCCUCAGCCACAUACGAGGUGCUGCAAUCAGGGCAGAGCCACUGUCUUACUUAGCCCUGGCUGCCCUCGGCCCUGUUUCUUCAUACAAGAUUAGGUCUUGGUAUUUAAAAUGGUACAGAAUUCUUUAAGAAAAAAUGGGUGGGGCUGGGAAUACAGCUCAGUUGGUAGAGUGCUUGCCUAGCUAGGUUGUUCCCUAGCCCUGCGUAAACUGGACAUUGUAAUACAUGCCUAUAAUCUCAGCGCUUGGACAGUGGAGGCAGGAGGAUCAAAAACUUAAGGUCAUCCUCAGCUUCAUAGGAUGCUGGGUGCCAACCUGGGCUACAUGAGACCCUGUCUCAAAAAAAAAUGUGAAGCAAUUUAGAAAAGUGUAAAAAUCAUGCCUUUUUUAUUUUAGCAGCCACCAAAUAUAUCUUGAUUUAUAUAUUAGUAAAAAUGAAAUAUAAUUUAAUAAGUAGAAACAUUUAGGAAGGGGAAAAAAUAGCUGUGUCUCUAUAAUUAGCAAAUGUCUGGAUUUUUAUUCCUUAAUAUUUCAUGGACAUAUUUUGCAUUCAUGUUUCAAUAUAGUUUAAAGGCCUGCCUCAAUGUCUGCCUUACUUCCUAGUCUUUACUUUCCAUAGAGCAUGUAUUGUCAGUCUCUUAAACACAUGGCUAUUUUUUUUAAAACUGCUUAUUAAUUACCAAGGCCACUUUUGAUUCUGUUUUGAGUUUAGAAAACUAUGGAUUUAGAAAAGUAUAUUCUUAGCAAAUUGAUUGUUUUAAUGUUAAAGAUAAAUUUCAAAUGGCCCAGUCUUGAAGACUUUUUUAGAUAUGGGAUUUUUUUCCCACUUCUUUCCUAGAGAAAAGGACAAAUGGCAGUUUAAUAGCUAGUAUGUGUGACAAGAAAGAAGCAUCUUAAUUACCUCAAAGUUCAGAAUGACUAGCUGGUCAGGAAAGCUCAUCCUGUGACAAGCUGAUGACAAGGUUGUAAAUGGUAGUAAAAGACAGAGAAGGCCCUGGGUCAUCAGGUUACACUUAGUGUUGGCUCCCCUGUGUUGUGGUAUUGAAGCCUUCUGUAUAGAAAUAAUAAAGAUGAACACUUUCUUAAGAAAAAGUCUUGACCAAGAACGCUAAACUCCACUGUCUCAUUCCAACAUAAAACCACAAUAAUAAUAUCCAAACUAGAUUCUUCUGUGUAUGUUUUUGCGUUUUGGGUUUUUUUGUUGUUGUUGUUGUUGCUGUUGUUGUUUGUACAAAGCUGUGAGCCACAGGGUUUGACCAUUUAGCCCCUUUGUU
Messenger RNA from Nannospalax galili (Upper Galilee mountains blind mole rat), 4285 nucleotides. RefSeq names its product family with sequence similarity 102 member B (gene Eeig2). The transcript is spliced from 11 exons. The record is from RefSeq and is a predicted model, not a curated record. The coding region runs from base 64 to 1146 and encodes 360 amino acids. NCBI's taxonomy places the organism in Eukaryota, Metazoa, Chordata, Mammalia, Rodentia, Spalacidae.